CGGGUUGCCCGCGUGAGAGGGAGGGGAGGUAUUUCCCGGGGAGGUGGCUGCCGUGCGGAGUAGUGACGUACACACGCAGACACGUACGCCCGGCCCAGGAUAGGAGGAGGGGGGGGGCAACUGGAGUGAACCACGGUCGGCGACAGGUAAUAGAACGUAGGGAACGUUCUAAACACCAACGGUUCCAGCGGCUCCGAAGGUGCCAACUGGAAAAUGGAUGACGAUGAUUUUGGAGGCUUUGAGGCAGCAGUGACCUUUGACGGUGAAGAUGGUGAAACACAAACUAUUUCUCCUGCUAUUCCUUGGGCAGCAUUUCCUGCAGUAUCUGAAGUCCAUGUACUAGAAAGCAUUUCUUCAGAUGUUCUUCUGGAGAAUUCUCUGCCUUCUGCUUGCCUUGUCUCCUCCGAUUCACUCAUCUUAUCAGGUGAUGAUGUACUGACAGCUGUUCAAACAGCCAACAAUAUUUUAAACCCAGCUGUUCUUAAAGAACAGGUUCAGUUAUCAGCCAGUUCUUCCUUGGAUAUCUCAAUUCCUUCUCUGAGUUUAACAGAAGGAAAACUUUCAGAAAAUUCAACCAUCCCGGUGGGUGACUCUGAGAAGCCAGGGAUAAAUGGAUCAAAGAAGCAUCUUCAACCAACACUUGCAAGUCUAGAGAUUAAACUUAAAGAUGCAGAAGAAGAAAAAUGUAGAAUUAAAAAGGAGUUAGAAGAUUUGAUGGAAAAGCAUAGUAUCGUACAAACAGAUUUCUUGAAAGAAAAGGAAGGUGAAUUCAUCUCACACCAAGAUCGCUACAAAAAGCUGCAGGAGAAACACAAGCUUGAGUUAGCAGACAUGAGGGAAGCUGGACAUGAAGCCCUGACUAUUAUUGUGGAAGAAUUUAAGGCUCUAUUGCAGUCUACAGUUCAGAAGCAAGAAGAAGCCAUUGAAAAGCAGUAUAUAGCUGCAAUUGAAAAACACUCAUACAAGUGUGAGGAACUGCUGAAUGCUCAGCAUCAGAGACUUCUUGACAUACUGGAUACAGAGAAAGAAGUGUUAGCACAAAAAGUAGAAGCAGCCUUGAUGCAACAAUCACAAAAACAUAAGGAAGCACUGGAAAAAUGUUUGGAGGAACAACAGAAUAGAAGUAAAGAGGCUUUAGCAGCUGCUGCUAAGAUUGAAAAAGAAGUAAUGCAAGAGGCCAUUUUAAAAGCAGUCGAAGAGGAAAGGAGAAACAUGGAGAAAAUUCAUGCAAAAGAAAGAGAACUAUGGCAGGCCGAAUGUGACAAAUACAAAGAAAAGAUUGCUCAGGCUGUUCAGGAGGCUGUGCAAGAGCAAAGAAAAACCAGUCAAGAAGUUGUUAAGGCAGAAAUAAUGGAAGAACGGAAGCGAAGUGAAAAGGCUGUGGAAGAAGCUGUGAAAAGAACAAGAGAGGAAUUGAUGGAAUAUAUCAAAGAACAGAAGAGGCUCGAUCAAGUUGUCCGCCAACGUAGCCUGUGUAGUUUGGAACUAUUCCUCUCAUGUGCACAGAAGCAAUUAAGCACUUUAUUGAAAGAAGAACCAAUCACUUCAGAGCAAGAGAAAGAAACUGAAAAUCUAAACCACAAUGAAAACGUGUGAUUCGUGAUGCUACAGAUCUGUAUGCUGCAAAUUACAAAACCUCUCUUCUUUUUAAAAUAUGGGACUCUUAUCAUUUGUCAAGACUGAUCUAAAACAAUGUUUAGUAGAAACUAUCCGCAGGUGACUUCAUUUAAUUUUUUUUAAAUUAUUACUACUUGUUUGCAAUACUAGAAAUAAGAAAAUCAUUCGAAAAAAUUCUCUAUAUUAAAUUGUGCACGUCAUCAUCUUUAAAGCCUUCAGUGGCCUAUUAUUGACAUCUUAGGCAAAUGCAGUGCUGAUAAUAACAUUGCCUUGUUAUGGCUGUUUACAAGAGAUGUCAGCAUGUGUCCAUAUAAUUUAUUACUAUUUUUGACACAGAAAAAGGCUGUGAUUUGGCCCCAAUUCAGCAAGGCACUUAACUACAUAUGAAAAUCUAUUCAUAUCCCCCUGGUACAUAAUCAAUGCAUUGCUGCACUGGGGGCCUUAGAAUCUUAUCACAUGUUUCUUAUUUAUCAUUGCUGUCAAUACUGAGUCAUAAGAAUGCUGCCAAACAUUUUUAAAAAAUUGUUUCUGAAGAUCAUUCUCCAGCAUUGGAAGAGGAAUGUUAAAAACCCCAAACACCACAUCUUUUUACACUGAGACAAAGAAGUCUAGAAGUCACUUGUAUUGUAAAAACUCAUCUGUGGUGUAUAUUUCUCCUUUCUGUUCUUUUUCUCAUUAAAGUGGAUCUUCUGUAAUUGACUUCAAUUAUAGGAAAGGAUACAUUUAAAUAUUUAGGGUGAAGCACUGCACUUCUUGCUUAGGUAGAAUUCCCACUGACCUCAGUGGAAGCCCUGCCUGAGUAGGGAAUGAAAGAUGGUGCCCUUAAAGCACCCGAUUGAAAGCCUAUUUGAAGUCAAUGAAAAUUUGCCCAUAGACUUUAGUGUGCUUUGGAUCAGGCCUUUAGGCUCUAACCCUGCAUUGAAGAGCAUGAAGGUGGACUGCUGUGCCUGUGCACUAUUGAUUGAAGAAUUGGGGCCUUCGUUUGUAAGAUUUCAGAAUCAAGUACUAAAAAAUGAGAAUGUUGCUCAUAAUUAUGAAUGUAAAUAAAUGAUGGGUGAUAUCUCACAUAACAUGUUAGUUCCUCAUUGGGGAAUCAUGGACAUUUAUUCAGUGCAAUUUUAAUUAUAAGUAGACAUAUUUUGCCAUUGAAAUUAAUUAAUUUGACUUUACUAUAAGUAGAGCUGAGUGUGAACCAAAAAAUCCAAAAAUAAUUUCAUUCCAAGCUCAUCUGAAGUGGAAAAAUGUUGUUUGUUUGAAACAAAUAAAAAGGGGGAAAAAACAAGUUUCAGAUUGAACAAAAUAUUUUG
Molecule: messenger RNA, 2924 nt
Organism: Chelonoidis abingdonii (Abingdon island giant tortoise)
Lineage: Eukaryota; Metazoa; Chordata; Testudines; Testudinidae
Gene: CCDC91
Product: coiled-coil domain containing 91
Biological process (GO): Golgi to lysosome transport
Cellular component (GO): trans-Golgi network
Source: RefSeq, a predicted model, not a curated record